This is a messenger RNA of Caenorhabditis bovis, 10857 nucleotides long. Lineage: Eukaryota; Metazoa; Nematoda; Chromadorea; Rhabditida; Rhabditidae. The record is from the annotation of a GenBank genome assembly.
AUGCCAACAUCACGUGAUUCCUCAAUGGAGACCCCAGACAGGUACACGUUUGGAUAUUCCAACGAACUGGCAAGAACCGAACCAUCGGCAUCAACAGCAAAACGAUUGAGGCAACGUUUGCAGCGGCAGCAGAGCGGGCAGUCAGGAUUGUCAGGGAGAAGAUACACUGGAGAGAGUAGCGAGUGUUCUUCUCUAGUUGGCACACCGACCGAUACCGGUAGAUCAUUUACAUUUGGCGCUGCACAGCGAGUAAUGAGAGAAAGGGACGAUAGGAAGCCAUCUGUAACACAGAAUCUUUCGGAAAUCAUGCUUGAGGCAAUUCACUAUGAAGAUGUAAACCUUGUUGAAAGACUUCUGACAGCUCACAAUUCCAAACAGCCAAUGUCAACUUCUCCAUCAAUUGGGAGCACCAACACAUUGACAGAAUUAGCCCAACGGCGACACGGAGCCGGUGCUCAUCGAAGGUCAAAUGCAAGUAGCACUGUUUCAACACAUUCCGGUGGACGAUCGACUUGCGCAAUGAUGAAUACACUUCAUAUGGCUGUUGCUCAUAAGCAGCGCGACAUCGUCGAGCUUUUACUCAAAAAUGGCUAUGAUCCAAAUGCGCCGGCGAGUUGUCACUGUAAAGGAAAUUGUACGGCCACUGGCAAUAUUCCAUUGACUUCCAUAAUUCCAAGAACCCACUCAAUGACACCGGAGCUCUGUUCAACAUGCUCUCAGCUUCGCGUGGUUUCAAUCGUUGAUCAAACUCCUCUAGGAGUAGCAGUUCGCUCUCAGAGUAGCGAAAUUAUUGCACUUCUUAUUGCUUACGGUGCAGACGUAAAUCUCGGAGAUGAAGAUGGAAACACCCCACUUAUGCUGGCGGUACGGGAAUCGCCCUUAUCAUGGCCCUGCUUACACACGCUUAUUUUUUUCGGAGCACAAAUUGAGCAGAAAAACAUGCGAGGAAUAUGUCCGCUCGAUUUGGCUCCAGAGCUCAAGAAACUUCAGCAAACCUGCGUUGAAGAGUUAUUCAAGAGUGCCUGCUCCGGCGAAAGUGAGCCACCGUCCCGAUCAACACCAGGUCCAAUGACAAAACAAUGGAAUCGUCUUCAAGUUGACAACGUUUCACAAGGUGAACGUUCGCUAUCAAAAGCACCACUGAGUCCACGACCGUCGGCCGCAGCUUCUGUGUCGACGUGCAGUAUGCUGGAAACGUCGUCCGCUAAGGAAUCGGCGCGACGAAAAUCGCUUGUUUCACUUCAGCUUCAUCGAAAGACCAAAAAUGCAAAGGAAUAUCCCGUCAUUGACUGUGUUAGUUGGGAACAAGCAUGGGAAUUACUCAAAAAAAUGGCGUGUAAUCCGGAAUGUCUCGAUAAUAUUGUGAAUUCCUUGUCGAAAUUCUCUGCGCAAAUGGAAAAUACACCGUCAAGUGUGGAUCGCGAUCAAUUCGAUGGCCAUAUGGGAGGUCUUCUACAUAAAAUGAUACAUACGGCUAUUGAAGAAUAUGAGUCGUCUACACCAACGUACAAAAAGCAGAAGAAACUGCACCUUACGUGGCUUCUCAGUCAAAUCGCAACAUUUUGUUUCACUUUUUUACAAAAAAGCGGUACGAGUCGACAAUUUUCUGCACUAAACACCCUUAAUAAGAUCAUUGAUGCAGGUUUAGUUCACGAUCUCUUUGUCAUGAACGAUGUCAUUUUUUACUCUUCGCGUAUCUUAAACAGAUCUCACGUGUUUGAUUCUGACGAGCCUCCAACACCUUCGGGAGAGUCUUUCAACUCAAAUGCUGAUCAAAACUCGACUGUUGAUCAUGUUUUCAUUUAUGGAGCUGGAUACAAAGACCAAUCUUUGCUACCUUCUCCUACAAUUGCGCCAACUCGUCAUAAAUCCGAUUUGAUGAAUUCGUUCGCCGAAAUGGAUCCAAGCCAAGUCAUUGCCGCACUGCACAACGCAAUAACAAUGCAAAAUCGGGAAGCGGGAUCGAGGUCCGUUUGUAGUCCAGCGCAUCGAUGGAGACAAUGUUGUGCACAUUGUACACAGAUUCUUGUAGCUAGAUUGCUGUUAUUUCUCACACACUGCAAAAAAUUCCGAACGAGAUUAUCAGAUCGACAUCAACUCAGAAGCCUUGUGGUUUUGCUAGAACCAACGCUGGAACCCCAAUUAUUGUGCCUUCUUCUUCAAUGUCUAGCAUUAAUCGCAUUAGAUCCUUACACCCACUCGACGUUGAUUGAUAUUCAAAUUGACGAUGUUUUAAUUCAAAUGCUUCUUCCCGCCGAUGAUUGGUAUUAUACAAAUCAUAGUACCAAGUAUGGAACUUUUGUUAAAUACCACGCCGCUCGAGUUCUCGUAUAUGUAGGAAUGGGCGACCGUGUUGGAAGUAGAGUCAAUCUUUUCGGCUCCUAUGCUUUCGAGCCGAGUACUUCAAAAAACGCUCAGCAAAAUGAAGACGAUUAUAUUUGUGAGACAUGUGCAACUCCACGAAGUAUGAGCACGUUUUCACGUUCCGCAGUUUCCGUUGAAGGAGUUUUACUCAAAGUGCUCGCAGAAGUUGCGGAACUGGUCAAACAGAGCCAACAUUUGUCUGCAAGUGAGCCAAUCACUGAAGAAUCCCCAAGUUGCGGAUCACCUCCAGCUGUAUUACCAAACGACUCCGAGCAAAAGAAGAUUCUUGAGAAGAACAAAGAGCAACUUAGCCAACUGGGUUGCCAAUUUUUAUUGUCACUUGAACAACUUGAAGCUCAUUUGUGCAAACUUGGAUUAGUUUUAGAUUCAAUUCUGCUGCUUAGAUUAUUAUUGCACAAAUUGUCAUGGGACUUAGGCCUUGUUACGAAGAAACGGGUAGCGGUAGUCGAUCACGUCUACAAGCAAAUAACUGAUCCUCGUGCUCACUCUAGUUUGAGCUUAGGAAAUCAAAGAAACUUUGGAAAAUCAAAAUCAUUCGACAGGCGCGACGAUAGUCGAAAAGACAAAAACUACUUGCGAGUCGACCAAGGAUCGAGAGCAUCCAAAAGAGUUCAUAUACGACGAUCUAGUUCUGUUGAAAUAAUAAGGCCAAAACGACUCAGUUCUGGUGCCAAAGAUAUGAAAAACAGAGAGCGUCGAAAAAGACUAGGAACUGAUACAAGCAGUGGUUCAAAUAGAUCGAAAAAAACCAAUUCCUCAUCAUCGUCGGUGCAGAAACAUUUGCCAAAAUAUAUUCAGUCGUUGUUUCGAAGUCGAAUGGGAACCGAUCCAUGCAAGAGGACAUCGAGAAGUGAAUCCACGUUACCACACAGAGAUUCAAAUGAAAGCAAUACAAGUGGAUCUGACGCGGUUUUAGAGUUCACCAGAAAGCUGCAAAAUUAUCCGCUCACCCGGAGAGAAGCCCAACGGUUGACGUACCGCAGUAAUGGACAGCAAGACUCGAACGAUUCGAGAAACGGUCCAAAACAAAUGGGAUAUGUGUAUUUACCGGAACUUGAAAUUCAAGGAGCUAGUCCACCUAGAUCUCCGGGACCGGUGUCCGCUCCUUCACAAGACGAAAGCACUGCCAUGUUGUUAGAUACGAGACGGCCAAGCAGCCCUCAAGCAAUACCAGGCCUUCCACAAAUCGAAAUUCGUCGUCCAUCUGCACUCUCUCAAUUCGAGUUUGGCUAUUUCGUCAAUUCGCCCGAGCUGUCUGGCAGCGAUGUGUCUGACUGCGCUCCCUUGCUACUCAGCGGCCAAAUAGGUGGCAGCCGCAAGAGUUCAGACGAGACAUCUCUUGGUGGAUGGUCAAGUCGAGCUUCAUCAGUAAUGAGUCAACGAUCCUCACGAUCAAGUGUUGGAUUGAGACUUUCUACAUUUUCUGGUGGAACAAGUAUUGCAAGUGACAAUUCGGGUCCCUUCUUGUUCAGUUUUGUUCUUCGGAAAAGAGCAUCCACUAUUGGAACACGAAUUCCAAUUCCUCGUCGCGCUUUAUCACGGUCAUCCGGAGAUAGUCUACGCGUUCCCGAUAGAGAAAGUCCUCUUCAUUUAGUUAGCAUGACCGAAAUGAAUCCGGAUUUUCAAUGUGUUCGACAGCUUAUUUUGAACUUGUUGAAUGUUUAUACAAAACGAAACGAUAACGUUGUCGCAACAAUGAAGGAAUGCGCAGAUGUCUUAAGGCAGAUUUUGAAUUCCCCUCAACAUCCGACAGUCAAAAACUGGUGUGCAGAAAUCAUUCACGUUGUUAGUACUCAUGUGGAAGAAGAAGAGCCAAGCACGGCCGAAAACAAUGAACACAUCAAUGAUGAGUAUUUAGAGUUCCAAGAUCAAGUGAUUUCGGGUUCUUUACCAUGUCCUAAAGAAGAAGCUGCUUACUUGGCUAGUAUUCAACUCUGCGUUGAAGAACAAUGGCCUAGUAAUAAACGAACACAAACCAUCCGGCGGCAUUUGCUCAAAGGACAAUUUGGUCGUAUACGAGAUCUAGCUCAGAAGAUCAUGGUAACCCCAUGGGAAGUUGAUCAAAACUUGUAUUGCACACCGCCAAGGUUCCCGAAUGAAUCAAAUAAUGCUAGCCGAGCACAAUCUGUUGUUGAGGAACUUCAGCAUCGUACGCGAACACCCACGCUUUUCCGAUGCAUCACAAACACCGACGGCUUAAUGUCUGAAGAGAUGCAAGCCCAAUGUUUGCCGGUUGAUUUGCGUGGUGACCGUAGAACUAUAAAAUUGGUCAAGGAACGUAAACGCAAACUGUUUCACAGUCAAGUGUAUGAAAGCGAAAUAGGAAUGAAAAAGUUAUACAUUCAGACAGCGAAGAAGUUAGCUGCUUUCGGCUGCAAAGUAUUUCAAGUGAAAGAGCUAUUGCAUGGACGCACAUUGAGAAAAACACUUCGACUUCUUUGCUUAUCAUCCGCUCAGCUGUGCUUACUCGACGGAAGUACAAAACUCGUCCUCAAACGGCAACACGCUUCAACACUUCAACAGUGGCGACUCGGCGGAGGUGUUAGUAAACAUCAAUUAUUGCUUGAAUUCCGAGGAACUAAAUGGCAACUAAUUGCGCCAUCAUAUAAUGCAUUGAAGUCGAUAUCGAUGACAUUAUGGGAGAUUAUGCAAAACUCUGCUAGCAACACAAUCCAGAAGAGUCUCAACCAGUCAAUGCAUCGGUCUCUGACUGAGGCAACAAUGUCACGAAGCGACGAGCAUCUAAUGACGUCUGUUGUAUCUCGAUUAUUACAUGCACUUGGUAAAUCACAUGAACAGAAUGUUGUGGAAGAGCCGCCCGACCCGAAUAGCCUAUUAGUUUACGUCUGCAAAUUGGCGACGUCUCGGAGCGGUUCAACGUCGUCGGCGCAAUCCGCCACUGCCGGAUUCAUUCUCAAUGAGGAGCCCAUCACGCUGUUUCGUCUUGAGCUUGAACGUCUUCAAUACAUUCUUCAUUUCCCCGAAGAAGUUGCAUUUCAGCUCUCCUCCACGGAGUACCAAUUAUUCUACUCGAUUCAGCCAAUGGAUUAUGUGCGAUAUGUGAGCUGCGAUUUGACCUCGGUUCCAGUAUCUGAGAAUCCCAGUCCUGUUCGAAAUCUUGUAAAAAGAUUGAGCGAAGUUUCGUCAUGGAUAACUCAUGUUAUUGUCAGUCAACCAACCCACGACGAUCGAAAAGUUGCUCUCACUGCAAUUUUGCGAAUUGUCGAGACAUGUUGGAACAUUGGUAACUUUAAUGCGGCUGUCGAAGUAUUGAUGGGUCUAAAAAGCGAGAAAUUGAGACCAUUUUGGCUUUCGCUUCGUCAGGAGGAGAAGUCACAAUUUGAUUCGUUUUGUGAAACAUUGCUUCCGGCAAACCAAGCUUUGCCCUCUCAAGCUUACAUCAAUGCAGUGCAAAGAGGAUUGAGAAUGCCUCAAUCACGUGUUAUUCCAUUCUUCGGAAUUUUUCUUCGUGAUCUUUAUGCUAUUGUUAACGAUUUACCAAAUAUUGUAGUUAUUGGACAUGAGGGCGAAACCCAGAAACUCGAGUUUAUGAACGAUGCAAAUGGGGAAGAUCACUUUGCUUCAAGAAUCGGCGUUGGUGGUCUUCUCAAUGCGGACAAAAUCAACCUUGUGGCAAUUGUACUUGACAAUCUUGAGCUGUUUCAUCGUCAUAGUCGCGCCAUGAUAAAACAAUUGGAAGAAACUUCAGUUCCACCAAAUCAAGCUCCGCCAAAAGACAAAGAAACAAAAGAAAAAGAAGCGAAAGCUUACGAGCCAGUACAACCAGUUCGCGGAUCUUCACAUGGUGUUUCUCUUAUCCCAUUAGAUACUCAAUCAUUUGAUCUCGAUGUAAUUCAACGACUUCAACACGGCACCACAGUUAUUCAAUAUGAGCCAGAUUCCGGAAGGAGCACAUUAUGUCUGCUUAGACUUGAUUCAAGUUGUGGACAAAUUAAUUGGCAUAAAAUUUCUUACUCGGUUAACAAAGAUCCGAAAGAAAAAGACGUUCUCGCAAAGGUUUCCGUUACAAAUCUUCAAGCUGGUGACUCUGGAAGAGGCGCUCCAUCGCCCAUGCCAUCUGCUAGACCGCAAGGUGUUGGGAAUGGAGGAGUGGAAGAAGGGGAACUUCGCUUAUCAUCGGUUAAAGCUGUUGAAGCUGUGGAUAGCUAUGAUAUUGAUAUCGAAGCCAUCUACCGACGACAUUCUGCCGAAGAGAUGUCUGUUCCGGUUUGCUGCUGGAAAGUCAGCUACGGGCAACUCCUGUCGGAUAAUGAGUUUAUCUAUUUUUUGGCACCUCAACAAAUUGCACACUUUUGGUCCAAUGGACUCCAAGCGGUGGUCAAAAGUCUACAAAUGCAACAAAAAUAUCCGGAUCGGCGUAUGCUAUGGAUUAAGAAUGUGUACCUCACUCUAUAUGAAAUGACCAAUGAACCGAACUGCGGACCGCGACCAUUUGAAGCAUUGCAAGCAUUUGGUCUCAGCCAAACGAACAGUAAUGCCACACGACAAAAUGAUUCCUCAUUGUCAAGUGAACCCGGUGGCGCAAAAAGCCGGCUGAAGAACUUAAAAAAUGCAAUGCAGAAAAAGCUUCGAGGAGCAUCACGUGAAGGAAGCCGAUCGCAGAGUCCUCAGCCACAUUCCCCAUUGGUUCGUCCUCCAUCAAUCAAAUCUCAAAUCUCAUCACAGUCUGGUCCACCUGGUCCUAAUUCACCCGGUUACCUUCUUAAACCUCGCGGCGAGCCAGCCAGCAGCGAUGCUGGGGAUCUAGACAGCAUUUACACUCCACGAUCCAGGACGCCAACAAGCAGCUCUUAUGGAGGAAGAAGUGUCGGAGGAAGAUCGACCAAGUCUUGGAGAUCUCGUGGUGGUGAAACUCCGAAUUCUGGAUCUAUCAGUAGUUCGGGACAGAUGUCCAUCCAAGUAUCAGGGCUCAGUGGUCCUUCGGGAAAGGAGUUCCAGGAAAAACCACUGACAUUGGUAGAAUUUGCUGAAUUGUUCCGAUUGUUCAAUACAAGAAUGAGAAAAGAUUUGAGAGAUGUCUUCAACGAUGUGCUUUCGACUGCAACAAUUCCCUCGCACUGUCCAAAACGUGAGCGUGAUCGACAUAGUCCCCGACAGCAAUCUCGUCUUGCCAGCGUAUCCAAUUCGUGUAAUUCGGAUUUCUUGCCGAAUGAUUUCUUGACACGCAAUACUUCUGUUGCAUCGCAUCAUAUCAGCGAAAAACAGAGCAAAAUCUAUAAUGCUCUUGCAUUGGCUAGUGUCAACAGCAUGGGUGGUCUUAUGGACACAUCUCGUUCAUCAAUGCUGACCCCUCAAAUGCUGCGAGCGUUUGUCAACACUCACCAGAUGGAGAUGAUCGAUGAAGCCUACGCUAUCAAACUGAUUCAGGAGCAUGAGCCUGACCCGAUGUGUCGCCAAAAAAACCAAAUGAGUUUUGAAGGAUUCGCAAGGUUUCUUUGUGAUCCUAUCAACUUCGCAUUUGUCCCGGAGACAAUUGAACCGGAGGAAGAACAUCUCAAAUAUCCGCUAUCGCACUAUUACAUUAAUUCAAGCCAUAAUACAUACUUGACGGGACAUCAGUUGAAAGGACCAAGCAGUGCAGAAAUGUAUCGGCAGGUUCUUCUCACCGGAUGUCGAUGCGUCGAACUAGAUUGCUGGGAUGGCGACGAUGGGCUACCUCUGAUUUAUCAUGGUCACACUCUUGUUAGUAAAAUUGGCUUCAGACAGGUCGUAGAAAUUAUUAAAAAAUCGGCAUUUGUCACUUCCGACCUGCCAGUAAUACUUUCAAUUGAGAAUCAUUGCUCGCUUCAACAACAGGCAAAGAUGGCGCAAAUGUUCAAAACGGUGCUCGGAGAGCUGCUCGUUUCCAAUUUCCUAUUUGAAGCCGACUUCUCUGAUAGCCCGAGACUACCAUCUCCAUUGCAGCUGCGGAAUAAAAUUCUCAUUAAAAACAAAAAGAUGAUUGUCGAGCCGCCAACUCCUUUGCCAAUUCUUGACCGAUCGAUUGUAAGGGGAGAAAUGACAAUGACACUACACCGAAAGCAAAGCAAAAAUUCUUACGAAAGCAGUACUGUUGAUGAGGUCGAAGACGAUGAACUUGAUGAGCUUUUUGACGACGAGGAAAAUGAAGAUGACGAUGCUGAAGAUAUUACGAAGAAUUGCGAUGAUAGUCCAAAAGCAUCGAAACGAGUUGGAAAAACGGCCAACCUCAAGCAGCAGUACUCAAUUUUGAGUGACCAAAGUGUGGAACAGGCUAAACCGUCAACAACCAAGCAAUUAGUUAACGAUGCGAAAACUGAUGAGGAAGCUCUUUAUGCACAAAUGGCUCAGAACGCACUGAUCCGAAACCAUCAGCAACCUCGAAAAAACAACACAGGCGUUCAAAUUGCGCCUGAACUCUCUGAUAUUGUCAUUUACAUGCAAGCCACGAAAUUCAAAGGGUUCCCGACUGUUGAUGGAAUCAUCUCUCCAAGAAUAAUGAUCGACGAACAGCCAUCGUCGGCGAGCUUGUCGUUUUCAUCUCGCGCACGAACCCCUUCGAAUCUUCUCAAUACUCCAACGCCACCAAGAAGGCAGAGAAGCAGUACUCAGCUGAGUGAAGGGCUUCAUGGCGACUAUGUCUCAAGUGGACGGCCAAAUGCAACAGCAACAUGCUAUCAAGUGACUUCACUAAACGAAAAUGCUGCCAAAAAACUGAUGAAACGUCAUCCAGCCAAGUGUAUUUCAUACACUCGAGAUCACCUUAUUCGAACAUAUCCAAGUGCGAAGCAUUAUGAUUCUUCCAAUUUUAAUCCCAUUAAUUGUUGGGCUCAUGGAAUGCAGAUGGUGGCGUUGAAUUUUCAAACACCUGACGUGAUAAUGGCUGUGAAUCAGGCGAUGUUCGAACAAUCUGGAAAUUGUGGAUACCAACUGAAACCAAGAUGUUUGUGGGACGAAACUCAUUUACUUUACAAUAAAUUUCAUCCACUUUCCAAAGAUAUUGGGUGCCAUUCAGCUCUUCUAUUAAAUUUAACGAUUAUCUCUGGUCAACACGUGUAUCCUAAUACUCAUUAUGCGAGUUUGUACGUCGAAGUUGAAGUUAUUGGAGUGCCGAAUGACUGCGUUCGGGAAAAAUCGAAAGUCGUUCAACGAAAUUCUGUGAAUCCUAUAUGGAAUCACACUACACAACUACGAAUCGCUUGUGUUGAUCUCGCAUUUUUGCGUAUUGCUGUUUGUGAUAGUGGCCAGAAUGGAAGAGUGGUUGCUCAUCGAGUGGUGCCUGUCAGAUGCAUUCGUCCAGGUUUUCGUCAUCUCCCUUUGAGAACUCCAACAAAUCUCCCAAUUGACAAUGCCAUGAUCUUCAUAAGGACUAGAUUUGAACAAGAGGAACAUAUUUAUUUGCAUGACGAGGAUUCGACAACAUAUUGCAACUUGGAGCAUUCUUUGGCUUAUCGUACUGAUAUGACGCCGAAUCUCUCGCCGACGCCGAUUUUGAAAAAACAGAUAUUUGUUCUACGUAUCACGGGUGCAUUUGCUGAUGAAACAGCAAUUACUGUUCAUAGCGAGUCUGGUAGUACUGUGAAAACCGUGAUGCAGCAAGCAUUAGUGAACGCUGGAAAGAAUGCUGAUCAGGUUGAGGAGUAUGUGCUUAUCGAAGAGGCCAUGCCGUCUGCUCCAGGAGAAGAUUCAAUUGAUCAAAGGGUUCUUCCAUUGAAUGAACCAAUAAUGGACGCCGUCGCCUGCUGGAAUGGUUCAUUGCGACGAUUCGUGCUGCGCAAAAAAGGCAGUGAUCCGUCGUCAAGAGCUUGGAUCACAUCGAUCAUCAAAUCUGGCACCAGCGGAAGUUCCACUUCCGUUUCGCCAUCGCCUCUGACCAAAGACGGUCAUGUGAAAAGUGCUUCUAGCAAUCAACUCCAUGGACGAUCUUUGGACACUGAUGCAAUUGGCGAACACCACCUUGAAGUCGCUGAAGGAAAGUGGUUGAAUCCACGAGCUAAAUCGAUGGGGGAUACCUUCCUUGUCUGCGUUCACAAUGUUAGUGAAGACCAGCCAUAUGCUAUUCUACGAGCCAGUAUAAAUAGCACAGCGUCUGAUAUUAUUCGACAGGUAUUUGUUAAAGCUCGUCGCCCAAAUAUCGAUGACGCCGAGUACGUACUAGUAGAGGAGACGUGUGACGAUUCAAAAAGUACACAAGGCGCAAGUAUGCUUCAAGCUCUGACUUUGGCCCGGAAGCGAAGCAAUGACCUGACUACAAAAUCAGCAAGCAGCCGAACUAUUAGUCGUGUACUUGGACCAAAUGAAAAUGUGUGGAAAGCGCAGUCUCGUUGGAAGACCAUGGGCCGAUUUGUGCUUGAGAAUCGCAAAGACACUGUUCACGCGACUCUCGAAAUAGAAUUUCUUGAAGUUGCGAAAAAUCUGCGAGAAAGUGUGUCCAAAACACAAGAAGUCUAUUAUAUGAUACAUUAUGCCGGGUUGCCGUUUGAGGACAUUUAG